Messenger RNA from Syzygium oleosum, 1935 nucleotides. RefSeq names its product mannan endo-1,4-beta-mannosidase 6-like. Lineage: Eukaryota; Viridiplantae; Streptophyta; Magnoliopsida; Myrtales; Myrtaceae. Gene Ontology annotation, molecular function: hydrolase activity, hydrolyzing O-glycosyl compounds. The transcript is spliced from 5 exons. Bases 53 to 1417 code for a protein of 454 amino acids. The record is from RefSeq and is a predicted model, not a curated record.
GAUUCUCCUUCGACGCCUUACCAAACUCGAGCGAAGAAGAAAGGCCGCGAAGAUGGAGCCAAGCUGGAGGGACAAGGCUCUGUAUCCGAUCCUGGGCGGCAUCACCGUCCUCCUCAUCCUCUACCUCAACUUCGACGGGACCAGCUUCGGCUUCAGCUUCACCUUCCCGGCCCUGUGGCUCCCGGAGAUGGGCUUCGUGGGGACGAACUCGACCCGGUUCGUGGUCGCCGGGGGCGGAGGCGGCGGGGCGGGUAGGGCCAACCAGUCGGCGGUGUACGUCAAUGGGUGGAACUCGUAUUGGUUGAUGGAGGAGAGCGUGUGGGGUCAGUCGAGGGGGAGGGUCUCGGAGAUGAUGAGGCGAGGGGCCGGGAUGGGGAUGACCGUGUGCAGGACGUGGGCUUUCAGCGACGGCGAUGGACCCAACGCGCUGCAGAGGUCUCCGGGCGUUUUCGACGAGAGGGUGUUCAGGGGAUUAGAUUAUGUAAUUGUUGAAGCUCGGAGGAAUCGGGUGCGAGUAAUCCUGAGCUUAGUCAACAAUUUGAACGCUUUUGGUGGUAAAGCACAGUAUAUCAGAUGGGCACAAGAAGAUGGAGAGAACGUCUCUUCAUCGGCAGAUUCGUUUUUCUCGCAUCCCACAAUAAAGGAGUACUACAAGGCUUAUGUCAAGACGGUAGUAACAAGAAAAAACUCCAUGACUGGAGUUCAUUACUUUGAUGAACCAGCUAUUUUUGCUUGGGAGCUCAUGAAUGAACCUCGCGGUGUAUCUGAGUCGUCUGCGCCGCUUGUUCAGUCUUGGAUCACUGAGAUGGCUGCGUAUAUCAAGAGCUUAGACCAAAGACACCUUGUUACGAUUGGAGUUGAGGGAUUUUAUGGGUUGCAAACACAAGAAAAAAAUGCAGUUAAUCCUGGGGAAUGGGCAUCUUCACUUGGAACAGAUUUCCUUAAAAACUCGGCAAUUCAUGACAUUGAUUUUGCUUCUGUCCAUGCAUAUCCUGAUAGUUGGAUCCCGGAGGCCGGUUUGGACGAAAAAGUGAAAUAUCUUUCACGGUGGGUGGAUGCUCACAUACGUGAUGGGGAUGACAUGUUGAAGAAACCAGUUCUUUUCACAGAAGUUGGGUCUUCAUUGCAUCAGAAUCGACAAGAGUCAUAUCAAAGAGAUAUGUUCUUCAAGACGGUUUAUGACAAAAUAUAUGAAUCAGCAAAGAAGAGGCAAGCUGGAGCUGGAGCCUUGAUUUGGCAAUUGUUAGUAGAUGAUAUGCAAGGAUACACCGACCAAUUUUCGUUCGUGGCCUGGAAUCACCUUUCAACUUAUAAGUUGAUCAUGGAACAAUCAUGCAGGCUGAGGAGAAUGUUUGUGAAAGAAGAGACGAAUAGAAAAUAUCGCCAUAAUGAUCCAUGUCCCUCAACUGGAUCUUGAUGGCUAUUAUGUGUGAGUUAGAGCCAGUUGAAGUACCAUUUGAAUUUUGAACGGGAGGGACGAAUUCGGGCAAGUUGCUGCAAUUGUGAUUGUGUUCUUGAAAUGGUGGGAAGAGAGUUUAAAAGGUACAAAUGCAAUGAUGCUUCUUUUUUGUGAAUGCCGAUGCGGGGAAAGUGCGAAAUUGUGUGAUUUGAGGUUGUCAGUUAAAAGGGUACACAAUUGAGAAGCUACUUGUAGAAGUUCGAAAUUUGCGAUGUCUCACUUGAAAUUGCAAGGUUGCAUCUCUAUUGCCCACAUUGAUUCAAAUUUAUGUUGGUAGUUUCCUUCAUAGGUUGUUCCAACAUUUUUAUCCCCAAGUCAAAUGUUAGUGAAUAUUUGAGUGUUCAUUCUCAUCACGGUUGAUAGACCUUUUUUUUUUCCUGUCACCAACAUUUGAGUGACAUACUGAAGUUGCAUAUUAAUGUUUCAUGUAAACUUGAUUUGCUAUUAAAUGAAAUCAUCUGUCACUUGUUUCUUUA